This is a messenger RNA of Cydia pomonella (codling moth), 1188 nucleotides long. Its product is annotated as large ribosomal subunit protein eL22-like. Bases 1 to 1188 code for a protein of 395 amino acids. The record is from RefSeq and is a predicted model, not a curated record. The transcript is spliced from 4 exons. NCBI's taxonomy places the organism in Eukaryota, Metazoa, Arthropoda, Insecta, Lepidoptera, Tortricidae.
AUGCCGCAGGGCAGCUCGCCGCUGUCGGCGCUCACCAAGGACGUCACAUCGACGGUCGCCGCGCCAGAGAGCUUCUAUCAGAUACACAAACAGAAACACGACGCUGCUGUUAUGAAUUUAACGCCUAAGUCCGGUUCGUCGCUCAACACGGAUGUCCAAAACGAAAUCCAACGCUGUUGGCUGGCAGUAGUGCAGCAGUCUCAACAGCUUAAAUUGACUUGUGACGUGGGAAGUGUCCUGGAAGACGAGGAGGAGCCAACGAAGUCGAAGGCACCAGCGGUGGUGGAGCAGGUGGCGGUGCAGCAGUCGGCGGUGCAGCAGGCGGCGGUGCAGCUGGCGGCGGUGCAGCAGGCGGCGGUGCAACAGGCGGCGGUGCAGCUGGCGGCAGUGCAGCAGGCGGCGGUGCAGCAGGCGGCGGUGCAGCAGGCGGCGGUGCAGCAGGCGGCGGUGCAGCUGGCGGCGGUGCAGCAGGCGGCGAUGCAGCAGGCGGCGGUGCAGCAGGCGGCGGUGCAGCAGGCGGCGGUGCAGCUGGCGGCGGUGCAGCAGGCGGCGGUGCAGCAGGCGGCGGUGCAGCUGGCGGCGAUGCAGCAGGCGGCGGUGCAGCUGGCGGCGGUGCAGCAGGCGGCGGUGCAGCUGGCGGCGGUGCAGCAGGCGGCGGUGCAGCAAGCGGCGGUGCAGCAGGCGGCGGUGCAGCAGGCGGCGGCGCCCGUUCUGCCAGCGGCGGCCGCGCCCGUCCUGACAGCGGCGGCCGCGCUCGUCCUGCCAGCGGCGGCCGCGCCCGUCCUGCCAGCGGCGGCCGCGCCCGUCCUGCCAGCGGCGGCCGCGCCCGUCCUGCCAGCGGCGGCCGAGCCCGUCCUGCCAGCGGCGGCCGCGCCGGUCCUGCCAGCGGCGGCCGCGCCGGUCCUGCCAGCGGCGGCCGAGCCCGUCCGGCCCGAGACCAUGCCUCCCAAGGACGGUAUCGCUCAGCUCGCGAAGUUGGAGAAUAACAACAGCGACAGCAAAACAGAAUCGGUUGCAUCGGACCUAACCCGCAUGUACGUUUCGGAAGAAGAAUUGAAGAUAGCGCUUCGGGCGAGCCUCACAGCCACAGCGAACGGCAUCGACAAUGGCGUGGCCAGCCGCGCCGGCGGCCCCCUCCGCCGGCAAGCGACCCGGGGUCAACGUUCCAACUUCCUGAAAAAAACCUAA